This is a messenger RNA of Histoplasma mississippiense, 1455 nucleotides long. RefSeq lists its product as hypothetical. NCBI's taxonomy places the organism in Eukaryota, Fungi, Ascomycota, Eurotiomycetes, Onygenales, Ajellomycetaceae. The transcript has 6 exons. Gene Ontology annotation, cellular component: cytoplasm; calcineurin complex. The record is from RefSeq and is a predicted model, not a curated record. Bases 1 to 1455 code for a protein of 484 amino acids. Gene Ontology annotation, molecular function: calmodulin-dependent protein phosphatase activity; calmodulin binding. Gene Ontology annotation, biological process: fungal-type cell wall organization; calcineurin-mediated signaling.
AUGGAGACCCAAAUAGAGCGAGCGGUAACAGAGAAAAGGCCCGUCCCCGAAAUCGACUUCACCCUGCAUACAAUGGAAGACGGAACUCAAGUUUCCACACAUGAGAGAGUUUGUAAAGAUGUGCAAGCGCCCGCUUUCCAACUUCCAACCAACGAGCAUUUCUGGUCGCCAGAAGACCCAUCGAAACCCAACCUGCGGUUUCUUAAGCAACAUUUCUAUCGCGAAGGUCGCCUCACUGAAGAGCAGGCGUUAUGGAUUAUACAGACAGGAACCCAAUUAUUGCGCGCGGAACCUAAUCUUUUGGAGAUGGAUGCGCCAAUUACUGUUUGUGGCGAUGUCCAUGGCCAGUACUACGACCUAAUGAAGCUGUUCGAAGUUGGAGGCGAUCCUGCGGAGACGAGAUACCUGUUCCUCGGUGAUUAUGUUGAUAGAGGUUAUUUCAGCAUCGAGUGUGUUUUAUACCUCUGGGCCUUGAAAAUAUGGUAUCCAAAUAGUUUAUGGUUGUUACGCGGCAAUCACGAGUGUCGUCAUCUUACAGACUAUUUCACUUUCAAACUAGAAUGUAAGCACAAGUACUCGGAGAGAGUCUACGAUGCGUGCACGGAAUCAUUCUGUUCGUUACCACUCGCGGCCAUUAUGAACAAACAGUUCCUUUGCAUUCAUGGUGGCCUUAGCCCCGAACUGCAUACAUUAGAGGACCUGAAAUCGAUCGACCGUUUUAGAGAGCCCCCGACUCAAGGACUCAUGUGCGAUAUCCUUUGGGCUGAUCCGUUGGAGGAAAUUUGUGCGCCAAACUAUCUCGACGUUUACAACAACAAAGCCGCCGUUUUGAAAUACGAGAACAACGUAAUGAACAUUAGACAGUUCAAUUGCACUCCCCAUCCUUACUGGUUACCUAAUUUCAUGGACGUUUUUACCUGGUCUCUCCCCUUUGUCGGUGAGAAGAUUACCGACAUGCUUAUCGCCAUUUUGAAUACUUGCUCCAAAGAAGAGCUGGAGGAAGAACCCUCUUCGUCUGUAUCUUCCGACCGCGCAUCGCCUCCCCUUCUAAUGGAUCCCGAGAGCACCGAAUUUAAGAGACGAGCGAUCAAAAACAAGAUUCUAGCUAUUGGUCGUCUCUCGCGGGUCUUCCAAGUGCUACGUGAGGAAGCAGAACGAGUCACAGAACUCAAAACUGCCUCAGGUGGCCGCCUUCCUGCAGGCACCCUCAUGCUUGGAGCAGAGGGUAUCAAGCAAGCAAUUCAUAACUUCGAAGAUGCACGCAAGGUUGAUUUGCAGAACGAGCGGCUUCCACCAACCCACGAGGAAGUGAUUAGGAGGAAUGAAGAGGAGCGGAAACAAGCCUUGGAACGUGCUGCCCAGGAGGCAGAGAAUGAUACUGGUCUGACUAAUAUUGCUAGAAGGAUCAGCAUGUCGUCUGGCACCGGUAGAGGCCGUCGCACCCGGCCUGAGUAA